This is a messenger RNA of Gloeophyllum trabeum ATCC 11539, 657 nucleotides long. RefSeq lists its product as uncharacterized. Bases 1 to 657 code for a protein of 218 amino acids. Lineage: Eukaryota; Fungi; Basidiomycota; Agaricomycetes; Gloeophyllales; Gloeophyllaceae. The transcript is spliced from 2 exons. The record is from RefSeq and is a predicted model, not a curated record.
AUGCCGCUCCUCCUCGGCUCCUCGACGGCCCUCGUUGCGGUGUUAGAUUAUGCCUCCCGCAAACCGACCGGUAGUUCCAAGUCUACUUGGGUCGAGCCGUCGAUAUCUGCGCCGGACCUGCCGAUGCCCGAGCCUGUCAUCAAGAUCGCGCACUUGGGAGACUGCAUGGGCAUGCUCGUGCGCGGGGAAGAGGUCGUGUGGCGCAGCGAGGAGAUGUGGUCGAACUUCAAUACGCCUCUGCAGCUCGGCCCCGCAUCCUCCACUCGCCCAGCCGAUGCGCAAGUAUUCACGAUACCCGUGCAGACCGACGAUAUCCUCAUCCUCGCGUCCGACGGGCUCUCGGAUAACCUCUGGGACGAAGAAGUGCUCGACGAGGUGAUACGCUUCAGGCGGUCGUUCCUCCAUCCGGGUCGUCAAGGCUUGAGGUCGAGUCUGCUGGGACGCAGAGCUCUCGCGGGAAUGCUAAGCGAAGCAUUAUGCUCCCGUGCGAGGAAGGUAUCCGAGCGCCCCCCGAGGAAGGUGGAUAAUGCUCCAGGAGAGAGCAAAGAGAUGGAAACACCCUUUGCGCGGAAGGCGAGGGAGCAAGGCAGGUGGUUUAGCGGCGGGAAGAGUGAUGGUGAGUCCUUUCUUGUACGAUCAAGAGACCCAUUGAGCUGA